This is a messenger RNA of Lactuca virosa, 497 nucleotides long. Lineage: Eukaryota; Viridiplantae; Streptophyta; Magnoliopsida; Asterales; Asteraceae. The record is from the annotation of a GenBank genome assembly.
AUGGGGCCUCUUCUUCAUUACUUCAAGUCUUCGAUAUCUAUUCAAUCGCUUAAUAAACACCGGCGACCUCACCUUCUUCUCACUGACACCACAACCCGUAAACGACAGUGCCCCCUUCGUUCCAUGCUACUUCAAGAAACCACUAUCUGUAAAGGAUUUGAUCGUUUGUUGUUUAGCGUUUCUACCAACUGGAUGGGGACUGAUACUAGUUGGUCAAGCAUUCAGGCGAUUGACUCAGUGCACGGUUUUGUGGAAAUUCACAUCACUUUUAGUUAUUCAAUCACAGGUUCCAAGGUCUUAUCAUAAGUCAUUAGCAGUAUCAAGUUGCUACUUUGGAAAAUCUCAGCAACAAAAGGCAAACAAAGGCUUUCGAAGUACAUUGCUAUUUUGGAAACACCACUACAACUAGACUGUUAUUUUAGUCUGUUUUCGACCUUGUUUCUUAUGGCUUUUGUCUAUGUUAAUCUAAAUUUUGUACCUUCUUGUUUUCUCUGUAU